AUGCAACCAAAUCCACACAUCACUAUAGUCGGAUCCUUAAACAUCGACUUCGUAACAGCAACUCCUCGCUGCCCUGGACCGGGCGAAACUCUCACAGCAACCUCAUUGAGCGUCCUAGCAGGCGGGAAAGGCGGCAAUCAAGCCGUAGCAGCCGGCCGCGCCUCAUUCACAUCAAACGAGAAACAAGAUGUGACCGUCAGCAUGAUUGGAGGCGUUGGCGCCAACGAUCCAUACUACUCCACGCUCCUCCAGCCAGCGCUGGAGAAAUCAGGGGUUGACACGGCAUCCAUUGAACAAUCUGCGAUCGCGCAGACCGGAUCUGCGAGUAUCAUUGUCGAAGAAGGGAGCGGCGAGAAUCGGAUUCUUGUUGUUCCUGGUGCUAACCAUGCUGGGUUGAUGGGCGAUGUGGAUGAGAUUGUUCGUGCGAUGAAAAAGUCCGAGGUUGUCAUUUUGCAGGGCGAGAUCCCGCGAGACACGACCGUGGGUCUGUUGGAGUAUUUUAAUGCCAAGGGAGAGGCGAAGGUUGUGUUUAACCCGGCGCCUGUAUUCCCUGAGGGUGUCCCGUUGUCUGCGUUGCGUGGUACGGCUGUUUUGAUUAUGAAUGAGACCGAGGUUGUGCAGAUGGCGAGGUCGAUUGCUGGGCUCCCUGUUCACGGCGAUGUUGUCAUUGAUGAAGAUCGAUUUGAUCCUGCUGAGUUUGCGGGCAAGUUUCACGAAGUUGCUGGGGUUGAGAUUGUUCUUGUCACGCUUGGUGCGAAGGGCGUUUAUUUCUCUACUAAGAACGGGAAGUGUGGGACUGUUGCUGGUGUGAGAGUUGCCAAGGUCGUUGAUACCACUGCGGCGGGUGAUACCUUUGUUGGGUAUUUCUCGGCUGCUGUGGCACGUUUCCUUGCUACUGGGAAGGGGUUGGAUGAGUUUGAAGAGAUUGAAAAAGCUGUCUCAGCGGCUAAUGCUGCCGCCGCCAUGUGUGUACAGAGCCGGGGUGCGAUGCAAAGUAUUCCGUUUGCUUAUGAUAUGAUGUGA
Messenger RNA from Penicillium nucicola, 1023 nucleotides. RefSeq names its product ribokinase. Gene Ontology annotation, biological process: D-ribose metabolic process. The record is from RefSeq and is a predicted model, not a curated record. Gene Ontology annotation, molecular function: ribokinase activity. The coding region runs from base 1 to 1023 and encodes 340 amino acids. The transcript has a single exon. NCBI's taxonomy places the organism in Eukaryota, Fungi, Ascomycota, Eurotiomycetes, Eurotiales, Aspergillaceae.